Hippocampus zosterae (dwarf seahorse) is the source of this 1033-nucleotide messenger RNA. RefSeq names its product atonal bHLH transcription factor 7 (gene atoh7). Gene Ontology annotation, molecular function: protein dimerization activity. Bases 153 to 581 code for a protein of 142 amino acids. Lineage: Eukaryota; Metazoa; Chordata; Actinopteri; Syngnathiformes; Syngnathidae. The record is from RefSeq and is a predicted model, not a curated record. The transcript has a single exon.
ACUAUCCGCUCCCUGGAAGUUUAACUAUUUGAUGCUCAGAGCAUAGGACAACCAACUGGAAGGUCAGCCACCUGAGGGCACAUCCUAAGAGAACGAUUUGAACUCGCGUCUUUGAAAGCUCUCGUUUCUGGUUCAGUUCUUCCAACAAAAACAUGAAGCCUCGCCGGUCGAGCUGUACGGAUUCCGGAUCUGAAUCCUCAGAAAUGGACUCCCAGAGCCCGGAGAAAUACGAGUCGGCCAUGCGCCGAAGGAUGGCUGCAAAUGCCAGAGAGAGGAAGAGGAUGCAGGGCUUGAACACGGCCUUCGACCGUUUACGAAAGGUGGUGCCGCAGUGGGGUCAAGACAAGAAAUUGUCCAAGUACGAAACCCUGCAGAUGGCUCUCAGCUACAUCAUGGCGCUCAAUCGCAUCCUGACGGACACCAAGAAGCACAACGCUGCACAUGGGCAGUGGGUGGACUUGCAGUUUGACCGCGUGCAGCCUGACAACUAUCAGUACCUCAUGAGGUACGACUCCACGGGGCAGGACUAUAUCAACUCCUCUUUCUCAUAUCAGUUUGAGGGGGAUCAGCUCAACAUUUAAAAAAAAAAAAAAUAAUAAUAAUAAUAAUAAUCUGCCGUUUGGCAUGCAAAACAGUGUUGUAAGUGGCAACGUGAAAUCAUGUUUUUUUCUUCAAUUACGGAGACAGUAAAUACAUUUGUAUUGAUUUAUGUCUUUUCAUGAUCUUUGUUUGGUUAUCAAAAGGCUUCUUUUUUUAAGUCUUUGAUAUAUGUUUGCUGGGAUACCAAACAGGAUCUUCACUGCAUGGUAUGAAGUCAGACAUGUAGUGUCAUUAAAAUGACCAUUAGAUUGAACAUGCAAUUGUGUAUUUACGGCUGCUCUGAUUAUACAGCCUGGAAAUGUUGUGCAAUUUUAGUGCAUUCAGAGAAUCGUAGGUAGUAGUUGCAUAGCUGAAGCUAAUUUGUAACUAUUGGGCAGCUGGGGAACAAAAAAAAAAUUCAACUUGCAAUCUGUUGUUUUUCACAUGCUAAAUU